AUGGCUACGGGCGAGGUUCGCGUCCUCCGGCCCUUCAAGCUAAUCGCCCUCGUCUGCCUGCUGGUCGCCCUGGCGUUGGACGUGGUGGCCCUAUUGAGCCCCGCCUGGGUCACUUCGGAGCGCGGCUCGCUGUCGCUGUGGGAGGCGUGUAAACGGGCCCCGGACGUGUGGCACUGCCUCAUCACCUUGAGGACAGACUGGCAAGUGGCUACUCUGGUGUUAAUCCUGACGGCAGCCACUAUCAUCUUGCUGUCGUUCCUUGCCUCCCUGGUUUCCUUCUGCCUAGGCACUCCCAGGCAGUACUACAGAGUUGUUGCUGUUCUCCUCUUGGUUGCAGUGGUUCUGCAAGUGUGUGCCUUGAUUCUCUAUCCAAUCAAAUUCAUUGAUAGCAGCAUGCUGAAGAGCUACCACGAGUUCAACUGGGGGUACGGCCUGGGCUGGGGAUCCGCUAUCUUCAUGCUGGGUGCAGCCAUCCUAUACUGCCUGCGCACGGACGUUUACGAGGACGCCUACUACUAG
This is a messenger RNA of Emys orbicularis (European pond turtle), 519 nucleotides long. RefSeq names its product transmembrane protein 47-like. The transcript has 3 exons. NCBI's taxonomy places the organism in Eukaryota, Metazoa, Chordata, Testudines, Emydidae. Gene Ontology annotation, cellular component: cell-cell junction. The record is from RefSeq and is a predicted model, not a curated record. The coding region runs from base 1 to 519 and encodes 172 amino acids. Gene Ontology annotation, biological process: cell-cell adhesion.